AUGGUAUCUCUGCUUACAAUGUCGAUGAGUGGUACUAAAACAUGGCCUCAAGCCCAAAUUGAUUUAGGUUUUAGGCCCGUUAAAAGACAGCCGAAGAUUAAAUGCACGGUGCAAGUCGACGUAACGGAAUUACCCCUGAAACGGCCUUUAUUUACACCCAGAACCACCGCGACGCCGCCGCAGCAUAAUCCUCUCAAGCUAAACAUCUUUCAGAAAGCGGCGGCGAUUGCUAUCGACGCGGCCGAGCGAGCGUUGAUCUCACGCGAGCAAGAUACUCUUCUUCCCAAAACCGCCGAUCCACGCGUUCAGAUCGCCGGGAACUAUUCUCCGGUACCGGAAUCUCCCGUCCAACGAUUUCUCUCCGUCGAAGGAACAAUCCCUGACUGCAUUGACGGAGUUUAUGUCCGUAACGGCGCAAAUCCAAUGUUCAAGCCAAUCGCUGGGCACCAUCUAUUCGACGGUGACGGAAUGGUUCACGCCGUUAAAAUAACCAACGGUUCAGCUAGCUACGCGUGCCGGUUUACUAAAACCGAGAGAUUGGUUCAAGAAACACGAUUGGGUCGACCGGUUUUCCCUAAAGCAAUCGGCGAGCUCCACGGCCACUCGGGGAUCGCACGUCUGAUGCUUUUUUACGCACGUGGGCUUUGUAGGCUCAUCAAUAACCAAAACGGCGUCGGAGUAGCAAACGCCGGUUUGGUUUACUUCAAUAACCGCCUUUUAGCUAUGUCCGAAGAUGAUUUGCCAUACCAACUGAAAAUAACGCAAACCGGCGAUCUCCAAACGGUUGGGCGUUACGAUUUCGACGGUCAGUUAAAAUCGGCGAUGAUAGCCCACCCGAAACUUGACCCGGUUACGAAGGAGCUCCACGCGCUAAGCUACGACGUAGUGAAGAAACCACACCUGAAAUACUUCAGAUUCACGCCGGACGGCGUUAAAUCGCCGGACUUGGAGAUUCCGCUCGAGACUCCGACAAUGAUUCACGAUUUCGCUAUAACGGAGAAUUUCGUGGUGAUUCCCGAUCAGCAAGUCGUGUUUAAACUCGGAGAAAUGAUUGCCGGAAAAUCUCCGGUGAUUUUCGACGGGGAAAAGGUUCCAAGAUUUGGGAUAAUGCCAAAAGACGCGACGGAGGCUUCUGAGAUAAUCUGGGUGAAUUCGCCGGAGACAUUCUGUUUCCAUCUCUGGAACGCGUGGGAAUCGCCGGAGACGGAGGAAGUUGUGGUGAUCGGAUCGUGUAUGUCGCCGGCGGAUUCUAUCUUCAACGAGAGAGACGAGAGCGUGAAAAGCGUCUUGACAGAGAUCAGGAUAAACCUCAGGACACGUGAAUCCACGCGCCGCGCGUUGCUGGUUCACGAUGACGUGAAUUUAGAAAUCGGUAUGGUUAACCGAAACCGGUUGGGCAGACAAACCCGGUUCGCGUUUCUGGCUAUCGCUGAUCCUUGGCCAAAAGUCUCCGGUUUCGCAAAGGUUGAUCUUUUCACCGGAGAAAUAAAAAAGUAUGUUUACGGCGACGAGAAAUACGGCGGCGAACCGUUUUUCUUGCCUAAUGGAUCCGCUAACGGUGACGGAGGAGAGAAUGAAGAUGACGGUUAUAUUUUCUGUCACGUUCACGACGAAGAAACAGAGGCGUCGGAACUUCAGAUUCUAAACGCCGUUGAUUUAAAGCUUGAAGCUACGGUUAAGCUACCAUCUAGGGUACCGUACGGGUUUCAUGGCACAUUUGUGGAUUCGAGUGAACUCGUGGUCGUGGAUCCACUAUAA
Messenger RNA from Thlaspi arvense, 1758 nucleotides. The record is from the annotation of a GenBank genome assembly. NCBI's taxonomy places the organism in Eukaryota, Viridiplantae, Streptophyta, Magnoliopsida, Brassicales, Brassicaceae.